AUGGAAUGCCUGGCUGUAGCUCCAGAGACCACCGACCUGGUCUUCUCCGCUACACGUGGCGAGCAAGCUGCCUACCUUCUGGCGCCUCGCGAAGGCUGCGGAAGUUUCACGAAGAUGGUUCGGAACAAGGAGGCCUUUGUGCGAUUCAUGCGGCAAGUCUUGCACUUCAUCGAGAAGGUGGAGGGCCAUCGGAGCUAUCACCUCCGACUGUGUGCAGGCUGUGAGCCACCCGCAAUGAGGAGUGGCCCACUACCUACUCUAACAGACGAGCUGCAGGCCCACAUGCGACAAGCAGGCCCUCUGUUGAGUCAGACGGGUCGUCCGAUUCUGGUUGUGGUGCCGAACCGCUCCGUGCAGUUUCAAUCUGACUGCACUGAUGACGAGUUGGCUGAGCUUUGGUCCCUGGCGCUAGAUGUCAUCAAUCGCGAUGGUCAACACGGCCUGCAGGACAUCGAUCAGUUUGAUACCAUGCGCCUCAAUGCUGGUUCAUUCCAGAACAUCCGCGACCGAUUCCAGGCCAUGUGGGCUGAUCACCCGGGCUACCAGGCUGGGGUUCUGAGUGGAAAGCUGUGCGAGUGCGAGACGCUGCCUGACCUGGCUCGCUCCCAGGAGCCGAGCGACCCGAUCCGGGCCAAGCGCGCGUUCGCGGUGGCUCGGGUAGAUCGUGUGCAUUGGGAGGAUUUGAGCGCGUUUUGCGCAGACUCUCAAGGCACUGACAGUGGAGGCAAGGGAAGUGCCUCUGAAGGCGGCGGCAAGGGGGCUCCUGCUUACAGGGUGCUGGGUCGUGGCCAAAGUCCCCACAGCGAAAGCAGUACACCUUCGCUGAUGCCGCCAAACCCUGCCAUGGCAGCCCAAGCCUGGUCCACCGACGAAAGCAGCCCGGACGAGGCUGGAGAAGACAGAUUCUUGUUCGGGGAGGAGACCAGAAGCACCAGCGGUGGCUACAUGAAGCGACGCCGGUCUCGGGCCACAGGCAGUGAGCGUCCUUCAGCAGCAUCGGGGAGCGCCUCGCGCCGCGAGAGUCAGGCAGAAAGGAACAACCAGUCCAGCCCCCACCGACGAUCCUUGCUGGAAAGCCUGACGGAAGGGGUGGCGAACCUCUGGGCCAACCGGCCAGAGGCACCGCAGGCCACUCCACCUUCAUCGCGGGACUCCUUCCAAUCAACGGUCCUCAUAAGCAAGGAUGAGGCCGAUCUCGAGGAGACGAGGCAGUCGGGCGACGGUGCUGCCAAGGAAGGCCCCAGCCUGGUCGACGGAGAGCCCCGGUCCUCGCAAGCAAGACGCGGGACGCUCUUUGAUUCCGCCGAUUUCGCCCAGAGCUGGAAGAGGCUGUCUUCAGACUUCUCGGCGGGCGUGGCAUCCAUCACGGAAGCCUUGAGAUCGGUUCCAACGCCUGAGGAUAGUAUGGCCGUGGACUAA
Messenger RNA from Symbiodinium natans, 1419 nucleotides. Lineage: Eukaryota; Dinophyceae; Suessiales; Symbiodiniaceae. The record is from the annotation of a GenBank genome assembly.